Molecule: messenger RNA, 533 nt
Organism: Miniopterus natalensis
Lineage: Eukaryota; Metazoa; Chordata; Mammalia; Chiroptera; Miniopteridae
Gene: RPS20
Product: ribosomal protein S20
Biological process (GO): translation
Cellular component (GO): ribosome; small ribosomal subunit
Molecular function (GO): RNA binding; structural constituent of ribosome
Source: RefSeq, a predicted model, not a curated record
GCAGACCGCCUGCCUUUCUUUUUGAGGAAGACGCGGUUGCUGCUGCGGUGGUGCUGCGAGCCGCCCGCUCCUGCUCCUGACUCACCGCUGUUCGCUCUCGCCGAGGAACAAGUCGGUCAGGACGCCGCGCCGCAGCCAUGGCCUUUAAAGACACCGGGAAGACACCCGUGGAGCCUGAGGUGGCCAUUCACCGAAUCAGAAUUACUCUGACCAGCCGCAACGUCAAGUCUCUGGAGAAGGUGUGUGCUGACUUGAUCAGGGGCGCAAAGGAAAAGAAUCUCAAAGUGAAAGGACCAGUUCGGAUGCCUACCAAGACUCUGAGAAUCACUACAAGGAAAACUCCCUGUGGGGAGGGUUCUAAGACUUGGGAUCGAUUUCAGAUGAGGAUCCACAAGCGGCUCAUUGACUUGCACAGCCCUUCUGAGAUUGUUAAGCAGAUUACUUCCAUCAGUAUUGAGCCAGGAGUCGAGGUUGAAGUUACCAUUGCAGAUGCUUAAGUCAACCUUUUUAAUAAAUUGACUAUCUGUUGUUAA